AUGGCACACUAUCCACUACCACCAGUUGACGAUAUGACGUUACGUGAAUGGAACAUGUGCACUUCGACGUUAGAGGAUACAAUAUCAUUUUGUCAAUCAGUUAAAUUGAUACCCUACCGGCCAACUGCACCAUGUUCCAAUGGUCACAAUAAUUGGUAUAUGGGAAAAUGUUCGAAAAUCAUCGAUGGUUAUCACUGGCGUUGUCGUGUGAAAGAAUGUAGAUUAUCGCGUUCGAUCCGUGAUGGAACAUUCUUCGCCAACUCCAAAUUAGAAAUACAACAAGUAUUGGAUUUAAUUUUUAUUGGUCUCAAGGAAUCGAUACCCAUGACUUUCUUCGUCGACAUUGCAAAUUUGCGAGUGAGUCUACUAUCGCAUCCCGGGAUUAUUGGUGGGGUUGGACAUGUGGCUGAAAUCGACGAAAGUGCAUGA
This is a messenger RNA of Didymodactylos carnosus, 429 nucleotides long. The record is from the annotation of a GenBank genome assembly. NCBI's taxonomy places the organism in Eukaryota, Metazoa, Rotifera, Eurotatoria, Philodinida, Philodinidae.